Molecule: messenger RNA, 1730 nt
Organism: Patiria miniata (bat star)
Lineage: Eukaryota; Metazoa; Echinodermata; Asteroidea; Valvatida; Asterinidae
Product: fibrillin-1-like
Exons: 15
Coding region: 21-1730 (569 amino acids)
Molecular function (GO): calcium ion binding
Source: RefSeq, a predicted model, not a curated record
GUGAUGCCUACCGUCGCAAAAUGUACGCCAGCAUUCGAAAUGAGUGUUGCCCUGGCUGGCGAAGAGACCGAUAUGGAAGGUGCUCUAUGGCGAUAUGCAGCACUUAUUGUCCAUCAUCACGUGGAUCAUGCAUCAGUCCUAACGUGUGCCGGUGUAAGCGUGGAUACUAUGGUAGAAGCUGCCAAUAUGACAUCAAUGAAUGUCAGAGUGAGUCAUCCAACCAAUGCGCACAGAUUUGCAUCAACACGGUCGGGAGCUACCGAUGUGAGUGCAACACUGGAUACCGUCUGGACAGCAACGGUCGCGGCUGCUGGGACAUCGAUGAGUGUACCAUGUCUCGCACCCACGAUUGUCACCAUAGGUGCGUGAACACGCCGGGUAGCUACAGAUGUGAAUGCUAUCGGGGAUACAACCUGCGAGCUGAUGGAAAAGAAUGUGGAGAUAAUGACGAAUGCGCCAGAAUGAGUGACAACUGUGAACAAAUCUGCAUCAACUUAGCAGGAAGCUACCACUGCAGUUGCUCAAUGGGAUAUGAUCUCGUGUCUGGUAGACAUUGUUCCGACAUAGAUGAAUGUGAACUGGGAAGACCGCAUCACGACUGCGAUCAGAUUUGCACCAAUGCCGCGGGCACUUUCAACUGCUCGUGUGCAGAUGGUUACCAACUUGGGAUGGACGGCAAAACGUGCCUUGAUGUAGACGAGUGUGCACCUCCUAUGAAUUGUGACAUGAUCAAAAUAUGUGACGUCACAGAUCAAUUACAACCAAACUGCUCCUACGUCAGCGGUAGCGUGACUGACAUCGGUGAAUGUGAUGAUGUUAACGCGUGUUCAGUCGUAGACUACAACUGCACCGAGUUGCAGGUCUGCCAGCUGAUAUCACUGACACUCACUUGUGCGUGCAUUGAACGUGAUGGACACGCCCUGACGGAGAGUAGUAGAGCUGUUUCUGGCAGUCUCUCGGCUGACCCAUCCUCCAUACGACGCUGUGAGACUGAUGCAUACGGGAGCCUCAACUGCGCCUUGUAUCGAGGCUACCAACUCAUCAUUGACAACACGUUCUGUGAAGACUGGAUUAAACAUAACUGCACGGAGAUGCAAGCCUGUAGAAACACGGUGGGCGGUUAUGAAUGUCCGUGUAAAGCCGGGUACAUCACGAACACCGACACCCGGGAAUGUGAUGAUAUUGAUGAGUGCUCGACUGACUACAUGAACUGUCCGGAGGAAAAGGUCCAGAUCUGUCAGACCGACGUCAAUGGGACCAUCGAAUGCCGUUGUGUCCGGGGAAGGCUCGAAGAGUGUCGCGGUGAUAAUUGUGAUCUGUGUGAUGGCGGUGUGCGGGUAUGCCGUGAUGACAACACAUGCACCUGCUUUAGGGAAUACUUCUUGAACACGGACAACACACCCUGCAAAGGAGGAGGAUGUGGGGAAAUGAUCCAUGACUGUACCGAGAUGGAGAAUUGUGUGAAUACAAUCGGAGGGUACAACUGCACAUGCAUUGAGGGCUACGUCAGGGAUGACGUCAGUGGAUAUUGCGCAGAUGUGAACGAGUGUGAUGAUGGAACAGCCCUGUGCAACCAUAUUUGUUUGAACCUCAUUGGUAACUACUCCUGCGCAUGUGUAGAGGGCUUCAUGCUAGACCCGGACGGCUACACGUGCCGCAUGCGUGUGGGCCUGUACGGCUUGGUAAUACAGCCCGAGGAAAAGCAAGCUCUAUGUAUCGUGCUCAUGUAA